UUCAAUUACAUAAUUUAACAUUGCAAAAUAAAUCCCUAAACCCUAAUUACUAAUUCUCAUCUUCAUCAUCUGGAUCAACUCCUGUAAAAGUCCAAGCCAGUUCUUGACGAAGCUUAGCCUCUUCCUGCGUAUAAUCAUUCUCAAUUCCAAAAUACCUUCUGACAUAUUCCACACUCUUGUUCGCAAUUCGAUCAGCAAUGACCUGGCUCAGAAACUCCAGAAGCUUCUUGAUGUUCAAGUAAUUUGCAGCAAGGAAAAGCUCUUUCACCUCUUCAUUAUUCAGCUUCUUCACGGACUCGCCUUCGAACUCCUUUGUGACCUUUCCGGCGAGGCUCUUCUCGCAGUAUUCGAUUAUGUGAAUGUUUCGAAGGAAAUUGAGCAAACAAAAAUGCCCAAAUGUACACUGCUUUAUUCAAAGCGUCACUGCCACCGAUUUCCACUCUCACCACUCUCCGCUACGCCAUGGCCGUAUCAAUGCAACUGAACUUCAACUAACACAGUAGUAACAUGUACUUGGAACUCUAAUAACACGAUGAUGCAUCUCAGGAAGGUGCAAACCAACACCCUUUUAUUCCUCUUCUCAUCAACCAGACUCAAAACCUUCUACCCUACACCCAUCACCAAAUUCUCCUCCCAACUCCAUAAAGACUCGAUUUUGAUCCCAUCCACCAAGACCCAUCUCUAUGUUUCAUUCUUCUGCACCGUCGUUCGUCUCUACUUGAAAUGUGGCAGGUUAUGCUCCGCCUCUGAUACUUUCUAUCGCAUGCGGGACCUUGGUCUUGUUCCAUCUUUGCCUUUCUGGAAUAAGCUUUUGUAUGAGUUCAAUGCCUCUGGUUAUGUUUCUCAGGUGAAAGUUGUUUAUUCCGAUAUGUUGCUUUGUGGGGUUGUGCCUGAUGUUUUUAGUGUCAAUGUUUUGGUUCAUUCGUUGUGUAAAGCUGGUGACUUGGAUUUGGCUUUAGGGUAUCUUAGGAAUGAUGGUAUUAAUAUUGAUAAUGUUACUUAUAAUACUGUUGUUUGGGGGUUCUGUGAGAAAGGGUUGGUUGAUCAGGGUUUCGGUUUGUUGUCUGAAAUGGUUAAAAGGGGUUUUGGUUUAGGUGUUGAUUCGUUCACUUGUAAUAUACUAGUUAAGGGUUAUUGCAGAGUUGGAUUGGUUCAAUAUGCUGAAUGGGUUAUGUACAACUUGGUUGAUGGCGGGGUUUCAAAAGAUGUUAUUGGUUUCAACACUUUGAUUGACGGGUAUUGUGAAGCUGGGUUGAUGAGUCGGGCGAUGGAUUUGGUGGAGAAUAGUUGGAGGAGUGAUGUCAAGAUUGAUAUUGUUACUUAUAAUACUUUGCUCAAAGCGUUUUGUAAAACGGGUGAUCUUACUAAGGCUGUGUCUCUUUUCAAUGAGAUUUUGGGAUUUCGGAAAGAGGAAGAUCAGUUGAGAAAUAAUGAUGUUCUAACUCGAAACGAGAUAGGAUGGUUGCAGCCAACGGUUGUCACUUACACAACACUAAUUUCUGCGUACUGUAAGUAUUUUGGAGUUGAAGAAUCGCUUUCUCUGUAUGAGCAAAUGAUUAUGAAUGGAAUCAUGCCGGAUGUGGUUACUUGUAGUUCUAUUCUUUAUGGACUCUGCAAGCAUGGUAAAUUAACCGAGGCGACAGUUUUGUUUAGAGAGAUGUAUGAAAUGGGUUUAGAUCCUAAUCAUGUGUCGUACUCUACAAUUAUUAAUUCAUUGUUCAAAUCAGAAAGGGUUAUGGAAGCUUUUAAUCUUCAAAGCCAAAUGGUUGUUCGGGGCAUUUCUUUUGAUAUAGUUAUGUGCACAGCUAUAAUGGAUGGACUUUUCAAAGUUGGGAAAUCUAAAGAAGCCGAGGAAAUGUUUGAUACUAUUCUAAAGCUGAAUCUUAUUCCAAACUGUGUCACUUAUUCGGCAUUGGUUGAUGGGUAUUGCAAGUUAGGAGAAAUGCAACUUGCAGAGUUGGUGUUACAAACAAUGGAGAAGGAACGUGUUCCUCCAAAUGUUGUUACCUUUUCUUCUAUUAUAAACGGAUAUGCUAAAAAAGGAAUGCUUAGUAAAGCAGUUGAUGUAUUAAGGGAGAUGGCCCAAAGGAAUAUUAUGCCAAAUACUAUUGUUUAUGCAAUUUUAAUCGAUGCCUAUCUUAGGGCAGGUGAGCAAGACGUUGCUGCUGGUUUCUAUAAGGAAAUGGAAUCACGUGGAUUGGAGAAAAGCAAUAUCGUAUUUGAUAUCUUAUUGAACAACUUGAAAAGAGUUGGGAGAAUGGACGAAGCUCAGUUGUUAGUUAAAGAUAUGCACUCCAAGGGUAUUGACCCAGAUAUCGUUAACUAUGCUUCCCUAAUAGAUGGCUACUUUAAAGAAGGGAAUGAGUCAGCUGCACUUUCUAUUGUCCAGGAAAUGACAGAGAAAAACACUCGGUUUGAUGUUGUUGCUUACAAUGCUUUGAUUAAGGGGCUUUUGAGGCUGGGGAAAUAUGAACCUCAGUAUGUUUGUUCAAGAAUGAUAGAAUUGGGCUUGGCUCCAGAUUGCGUUACUUAUAACACUAUAAUUAAUACAUACUGCAUAAAAGGUAACAUAGGAGAGGCUUUGGAUCUCUUGAAUGAGAUGAAGAGCUACGGGAUAAUGCCAAAUGAAAUCACUUAUAAUAUUCUGAUUGGUGGGCUUUGUAAAACCGGUGAAAUUGAAAAGGCAAUAGAUGUUUUAAAUGAAAUGUUGGUUAUGGGGUUUGUGCCUACACCAAUUACUCACAGGUUUCUUCUUAAAGCAUCUUCAAGGAGUAAAAAAGCAGACGUGAUUUUGCAAAUUCACAGGAAGCUUGUCGCCAUGGGCCUCGAACUAAACCAAACUGUGUAUAACACACUAAUCAUUGUAUUAUGCAGGUUAGGUAUGACUAAAAAGGCAAAAGUGGUCAUUGAUGAAAUGGCAAAAAAUGGAAUUUCAGCUGAUUGUGUUACUUACAAUGCCCUUAUUCGUGGUUACUGCACAAGUAGUCAUGUGGAGAAAGCAUUUGAUACUUAUUCACAAAUGUCGGUUGAUGGAAUUGCUCCGAAUAUUACUACUUACAAUACCCUUUUAGGAGGUCUUUCAAAUGCUGGUUUGAUGAGAGAGACAUAUAAAUUAGUUAGUGAAAUGAAGGAAAGUGGAUUUAUCCCAAAUGCCGCUACUUAUGACAUAUUGGUUUCUGGCCAUGGUAGAGUUGGAAAUAAACAAGAUUCUAUAAAACUUUAUUGCGAAAUGAUAACGAAAGGUUUUGUUCCCACUACAGGAACCUAUAAUGUGCUCAUUAGUGAUUAUGCUAAAGCAGGAAAAAUGCGGCAAGCUAGAGAACUUUUGAAUGAGAUGCUGACGAGAGGAAGAAUUCCUAACUCUUCAACAUAUGACAUUCUAAUCUGUGGAUGGUGCAAAUUAUCGUAUCAGCCAGAGAUUGACCGGGCACUUAAACUGUCAUAUCGAAAUGAGGCGAAAAAUUUGCUGAGAGAAAUGUGUGAAAAAGGACAUGCGCCAUCUGACAGCACCCUCUUAUUUAUCAGUUCCAAUUUCUGUAUACCAGGAAAAGAGGCUGAUGCUAGAAGGUUGUUGAAGGUAUUUUCCCAAAAGAAGAAUGUGUGACAGAUGAAGUGAAAUGGUAGCUACAAUCAACCCUAAACCAUACCCGGACCAAGUGUGGUGAGGAUCUUGUGAGAUGAUCGCACAAGAAUAAACCACAAACAUUCUCCACUUGUCACUUCAUGUUUGAUAGAUUCUCUGCAGUUUCCUCCCCAAACAUUCUCUUCUCAAUGUUUUCAUGUACUGAUGUUUGGCAUUCCAAUUUUUGUCUUUUCUGCUUCGUUGCAAUCUUCUUUGCAAUCAUUCCAGGGUAUACUACCUGAGAUUGAUGCAAGGACCUUAAAGUUUUUGGUUUCAAUUAGUUCUAUCUACAAAAGUACAGUAGACAAAAAAAUAAAGGACCAUUCUCUUUGGCUUUUUGGUGAAAUUCUAGUGAUCAUUUCAUAUCUGAAACAUCUGUACACGUUGAAUGAUAUUGAACAAACCAUAGUGGAGAUUGAAAAUAUCUUUAUCACGAAGCCUCCAGUCCUUCUGUACAAAUGUAAACCGCAGUUGGCUCGCUUCCUCACGGGACUUGUUGACAUGGAGUUUUUAGAAAGUGAUGCCUCUGAUGCAAAAAGCCGCGGUGCAUGGAAAUUAUUUCAAUUGAUCUUGACAGAUCGGCACUGGGCAUUCACUCACUUGGCAAUAACCGCAUUUGGACAUUUUGCUGCUAACACAAAUUGCACUCAGCUAUGGAGAUUUCUUCCACCGAAUGCAACACUUUCAUAUGAUAUAGUUUCAGGAUUAGAGGUAACUAAUGAGGGAUUUAUGGCUGUGCUUAAAGCAUUUUAUAGUAAGCAAAUUGCUCUUCUGACAAUCGCACCAAGUCCUGAACAGCUUGAGCUGCUACAAAGAGAAGGUCUUAUACUAAAGCAGAUGGUUCAUAACAUUUCAGUCAGUGCUGUACAGAGAGAGGGAUGUGAGGGCAUGGAAAUUGAUGACAAGAACCAAUCAAAUAGCAUGGAAGUUGACGACAAAAACCAAUCAAAUAAAAAAAGGAAACUUCCAGAUGGAAUUAGCAAAGGAGUGGAAUUGCUGAAAAGUGGUUUGAAAAUUAUUAGUGACGGCCUUUCAGAGUGGCAACUUAAUCAAUUUGAAAGCAAUGAACUGCAUGUCAAAUAUUCCACCCAGUUUUCUCAACUUGAAGAUGCAAUUAUGCACUUUGAGGAAUUGGCUGGGAGUGGUGAGUGCAUGAUGGAGGAUCUUGGUGUCAAUUAUCUAUCAGUGGUCUGAACUAAUGUCAUUGAACUGCAGAAUGAUUAUGCUUUAUUUCUAAACCUGUGAGUUUUAGCUUUUCAUUCCUUUGAGGGGCAGAAGGAAAAGAUUAGAAGACAUCUUUUGUUGAGAUUUCAGAGAAAAACACUCAAUUCUGAUAUGCACCAAUUUUCAUGUAUAUAUAUUAUAUCCAAUUAUUUGAUUAUCUUCUUGUAUCUACUUUGGCAUCUUGUAUAUUGUCCACCUUCUUAUAUAGUUUCUCUCAUUUGAUAUUUCUAGUCCCCCCC
This is a messenger RNA of Vicia villosa (hairy vetch), 5085 nucleotides long. Its product is annotated as pentatricopeptide repeat-containing protein At5g14770, mitochondrial. The transcript is spliced from 3 exons. The record is from RefSeq and is a predicted model, not a curated record. Gene Ontology annotation, molecular function: protein binding. Bases 533 to 3604 code for a protein of 1023 amino acids. NCBI's taxonomy places the organism in Eukaryota, Viridiplantae, Streptophyta, Magnoliopsida, Fabales, Fabaceae.